Alternaria rosae is the source of this 1420-nucleotide messenger RNA. RefSeq lists its product as uncharacterized. Lineage: Eukaryota; Fungi; Ascomycota; Dothideomycetes; Pleosporales; Pleosporaceae. The record is from RefSeq and is a predicted model, not a curated record. The transcript is spliced from 3 exons. Bases 145 to 1077 code for a protein of 310 amino acids.
UCAUCAGCAUUCAACUCUUCAACUUCUCUACUAAUACUUCAUUCUCCACUAGCCUGGCGCUUAUCGUUCUUCACCUCUACUUUCAAAUCACCCAUAUCUUCUAAUCCGCCGAGUUGAUCUCGAUUCUAAAUACACAUAUACAACAUGCACUUCUCACCAGCUCUCGUUCUUGCCCUUGCGGCUGCCGUUUCUGCCCACGGUGUGGUCUCUGAGAUCAAGGGCGCCAAUGGAGUCACCAUGCCGGGCUUGACUAUCCAAGACGGAACUCCUCGCGACUGCUCCUCCAACGGCUGCGGUUCUCAGGCCGACACUGCCAUCAUCAGGGACCGCGAAAUCGCCAGUGGCAAGACUGGUCCUCUUGGUCGUACACAGGGUAACGGCAACGUCGAUGCUGCUGUUAUGGUUGGCGCCUUCAUGGGACAGGGUGCCGCGCCUCCUGCGAACAACGGUGCUUCUGGAAGUGUUGGUGUCGAGGACAACAUCCAGCAGGCUGGCCAGAGGAAGCGUCAAUUCCUCAGUGGUCUUCUUGGUGGAGGCGCUGGUGGUGCUGGAGGUGCUGGCGGCAAGGCCGGUGCUACUGGUAUCGCUGGACUGCUUGGCGGAGGUGGUGACAAGGUCAACGGCCCGCCAGAGUCACGUGUUGCAGCCGCAGUAGGAGCGGGUGCCACAAGCGGUAUGCCCACAUGCGCUGACGACGGUACCGUCACCAUGACUCUGCGCCAGAUCAACCAGGACGGUGCUGGACCAUUUACUGCCGACGUUGAUGGUACCUCAGGCGGUACUGACGAGGCUGCCAUGCAGCCUGCUACUGUCACUCAGGACGUUCCUGGCCUUGGUGUUCAGGGUAUCUCGCUCGCCACCAACACCGAGUUUGCCAUGAAGGUACAGAUGCCUGCUGGUAUGACUUGCGACGCUACUGUCGCUGGUGUCAACAACGUCUGCGUUAUGCGCGUCCGCAACGGUGCUGCCGCGGGUCCCUUCGGUGGAUCUGUUGCUUUCACACAGGGUGCCGCCGCCAGGAAGCGAGCCAUCGCUUACAAGCUCAAGAAGCGCAUGGAGAUUGGCAACAAGAACUAAGGUAGAUGUGAAGGACACUCUACCUCCCUGUUAAUAUAUGGUCUGGCUGGUUCAGCGCCAAUGAUCGAUGAUAGAAAUCGGAUAUAUAUGGAUAAUGAGUAUUGUAGAGUAUAACGAAUCACAAUGAAUGCUUCAUGAGAAAAGAGAUCUGCUUUCUUCGUGCACAAGCCUCUGUGGAGUACUUUGCUGGGAGCCUGGAUCCAGAACCAUAGGCAAAGAAGGCGUGAUGCCGGGUGGUAGCUGGCGUCGGGAUUAGUGGAUUUAAGAGUGGCGGUUUACCGGGAAAAGUGCCGCCAAGGUGAAGGAUCGAAAACCCACUAAGCUAAGCCUAAGGUGGACCAAG